Drosophila busckii is the source of this 284-nucleotide messenger RNA. RefSeq lists its product as uncharacterized. The coding region runs from base 1 to 186 and encodes 61 amino acids. The transcript has 2 exons. Lineage: Eukaryota; Metazoa; Arthropoda; Insecta; Diptera; Drosophilidae. The record is from RefSeq and is a predicted model, not a curated record.
AUGCCUUUUUUGUUAGUUCUGCUAUUAGUGUCGGUGAUCACCGCACUUGCUUAUUUAUGCUAUAUAAUACACAAAAAGGCCAUCAAUCCGAAGGAAAUUCGUAUAUACAACCUACAGGACGCUAAGAAUCUGCUUACAUUGCCCACUUCGUCAGGUCCACAGCGUUACUUGGCCAAGAUGGCCUAGCGCCCGUAAGUCUUCAAGAUUCAAGCAUAGUCUCAAUUGAAAACAGAUAGCAACCCAUUGCCAUGUGUAAGGGGGGAUGCACGCGAGUAAACAACUGG